Populus nigra (black poplar) is the source of this 2272-nucleotide messenger RNA. RefSeq lists its product as uncharacterized. The record is from RefSeq and is a predicted model, not a curated record. The transcript has 8 exons. The coding region runs from base 902 to 1909 and encodes 335 amino acids. NCBI's taxonomy places the organism in Eukaryota, Viridiplantae, Streptophyta, Magnoliopsida, Malpighiales, Salicaceae.
AAAUAUGUUAGCUUGAGACAAGGCACAUGCUACGAUAAUGUGGAAUCAUUCAAGAUUGGAUCCUAAGGCUAGAUUGCUAGGCUUUGGUGGGUUUUAUGACACGGGUGCUCAUGUGGUUUUGAUUUUUGUUACUUUGAACUUGCCCGUUCGGAAAUCAUUACCAUUUUUCCUUAAGGUCCAAAUUAUGCACGAUAAUGAAGCCCUGUUGUGAUUGCUCUAAUAAUUAGGCAGUGUUCGCUUGCCGAUAGCCUAAGAGGUGAUGGUUGUUGAAGCCUGAAGGCGGCGACUAUACCUUUGGCUGUCUGGAAUUAUCUGUCCUCGUUUCUAAUUCUCCACCAGCACAUCCCACUACCCUGUCCUUAGUGACCUUUUCAUUCAGAGGCAGUGGUCCGCCACUGGUAGAGCUCUCCCCGUUCAAUGGCUAGGGUUGACUUGGAUCUUGGGACCAAAGCUGGGUAAUUUCUUAUCACUUGGACAGUUAACCAUGGUGCAGGGACAGUCUUUUCUUCAUUGCUUUACUCCACCAAAGAAAUGUAAGUGCGCUGUAUCAACCCCUGCAAGCACAUCUGAUUCCAAGAUCAGCACUAUUUAGACUAUUAAAUUUAGUUUGCUUUUGGAAACGCCAUUGAAAUUAUAUUUUCUAAAAAUUUAAAUUUUUUUGAUAGUUUAAAGUUGAUAAGUAGAGUAAUUUUGAAUUCAGAGUAUUAAUAAUAUCAAAAUCUAAUAAAUGGGUAUUCAUUUCUUUUCAUGAAGAAAUUCAAUAUAUUUAUUGGAUACUAAUCUCAAUAUUUUAUUAAAAAUAAAGAAAAAAAGAAAACGGGGGAGUAUCCUUUUUUUGCAACUAGACCGAACCUUUAGGGUUAUAUAUAGCUUCUCUGCUUCCGGGAUAGAAAGAGGCAGAAUGAGUGUAGAAGCAGAAGCAGAAGCAGAAGCACAGUACUUCUCCAAAGACUUUGAAUGGGAAACACUAAGACAAGAAAUAGAAGAUAACCCUUCUUAUCAAUACCACUUACUCCCUUUCACUUAUACUACUCCUUCACAACAACAAGAAAUUCAAGUAAGUGAAGACUCAAAAGCAUGGAAAAGGUUCCAUCUUCGCCAUUCCACUGGCAAAUUCUUCAAGGAGAGAAGGUAUUUGUUGAAGGAAUUCCCUGAGUUGGUUUCUUGUAAAGAGUUUUCGAAGGUUUUGGAAGUUGGCUGUGGCAAUGGCAGUUCUGUUAUUCCUAUCUUACGUGGCAACCAGGACAUUAUCGUAUAUGCUUGUGAUUGUAGCAGUGAGACUCUUGAGAGGGCUAAAGAGAUUGUUCAUUCCACUAAUAUAUUCGCAGUCCAAAAUCGUUUCCACCCAUUCUUCUGUGACUUUGCUUUUACUGGGUUCCCGAAAUGGUUGGUUUGUGAUUCUUGCGUAGAAAUUUUUUCACUGAAACAGCAAGAAUACUCCUCAGAUGUUAAAGAGGGUGGUGGGGCAGAUAAGAGUGGUUCAUAUUUGUCAAGAGAAUGUGGCUGUUGCAUUGGUGGGGUUGAUUUUGUUAGCUUGAUAUUCACACUAUCAGCGGUGCCACACAAAAAAAUGUCCUCAGCUAUCAUGGAGUGCUUUUCUGUCCUGAAGCCUGGUGGCCUGCUACUUUUCAGGGAUUAUGGGCUGUAUGACAUGACUAUGCUGCGGUUUGAGGAAGAAAAGAGAGUGGGGUUCCGUGAGUACAUGCGAUCAGAUGGAACUCGUUCUUAUUUCUUCUGUUUGGAUACAGUCAGGGAUCUUUUUGUGGGUGUAGGAUUCAUUGAGCUUGAGCUUGAGUAUUGUUGUGUCAAGUCUGUGAAUCGCCGUAAAGGGAAGAGCAUGCAGAGGGUGUGGGUUCAUGGGAAGUUCCAAAAGCCCGCAUACAGUAGCAGUCAAGAUGUCACUUGUUGAGGGCAGCUUUGACUUCUGUGGCAAAAGCGAACUGGUGUGUGGAAUGGAUGUCGACUCAAGCCUACUUCCUUGAAGCCUACUCCUUAGAUGUUGCAGUUUCCUACUGCACAGAAGCUCCCUUUGGCUAUUUGAAGCUAAAGCUUGAUUGCAUUUCUGGGUUCUUACAUCCAGAAUGUGAUGUUCUUUUCUUCGGGUUUUCUGCCCUAUUAAAUUUUCAAAAAACAAAUUCUAUCCCAGCAGUGGUUCCAGGUGACAGCAUGAUGGAGAUGUCUAGCUAGUGCUCAAAGUACAAACAACGAUACAAAUAUGAUACUGUCUAUAAUAGUAAUAAUAAUAAUAAUAAUUACCCUAAAUUCGUCGAAA